Messenger RNA from Xyrauchen texanus (razorback sucker), 998 nucleotides. Its product is annotated as polyglutamine-binding protein 1-like. Gene Ontology annotation, cellular component: cytoplasm; nuclear body. The coding region runs from base 94 to 816 and encodes 240 amino acids. The transcript is spliced from 7 exons. Gene Ontology annotation, molecular function: ribonucleoprotein complex binding; protein binding. Lineage: Eukaryota; Metazoa; Chordata; Actinopteri; Cypriniformes; Catostomidae. The record is from RefSeq and is a predicted model, not a curated record. Gene Ontology annotation, biological process: alternative mRNA splicing, via spliceosome.
AUUUUCUACGUCAUUUUUCUGCGCCCGGGAUGCUUGUUUGGCUCGUUACAAUGAAACUUUAACCUUAUAACUACAUUUUGGAACACCAUAAAGAUGCCUCUUCCUCCUGCUCUACUUGCACGUCUCGCUAAAAGAGGAAUCGUGAAAAAGUCUGACCACGAAGCCGAAGAGGAGAUCAUCGCUGAAGACUAUGACGAUAACAACUUAGACUAUGAGGCUACAAUGCUCGAGAAUUUACCCACCAAUUGGUACAAAGUGUUUGACUCCGUUUGUGGUCUUCCGUACUAUUGGAAUAUAGAAACAGACUUGGUGAGCUGGCUGUCCCCCAAUGACCCUGCUGCUGUCAUCACCAAGGCUACUAAAAAACAGAAAGGUGAGACUGGACUCAACAAAGGGGACAGCCAGAACGAGAAGCCAGAGAGAGAGAGGGAACGAGACAGAGAGCGUGUUUGGGAUAAAGAGCGGGACAGAGACAGGGAGGAUGGACGGGACAGAGAUAGAGACCGAGAUCGGGACAGAGAUCAUGAUAGACGAAUGCGAAGAGAAGACAGUGGACCAUACAACAAAUCAAAGAGAGGAGGAAGUCGGAAACCCCAGCAGGAGGAAAUGGAUCCUAUGGAUCCCAGUGCCUAUUCAGAUGCUCCAAGGGGCUCAUGGUCCACUGGCCUCCCCAAACGUAAUGAGGCAAAGACAGGGGCGGACACCACAGCAGCAGGACCCCUGUUCCAGCAGAGGCCGUAUCCCAGUCCUGGAGCUGUCCUCAGGGCAAAUGCUGAGAAUAUAAGACGCCUGGAGGAAGACGAUGAGGAUGACUGAGCAGGAAUAGUGUCUAUAAAGCCUUUAUGAUGAUAGUUUAAUAACAUGUUGUAAAUGUGAAAACUAAAGGCUUUUACAAGUUUUUUUUUUUUACUCAUGGGCCAUAGCUUCAUUUGUAAAUAUACCAUGUGUUGUGUUAUACAUUUGAAAACAGUUUGCCACUUUAGAUUGUGAACAUGUCA